AUGGCGACAACAACGCCGGCACAAAAGUUUCGUGCUGGAGUUGGCCGGCGAGCCGUCUUGAUCUGUGCUUGCGCCUUACUCGGGGCUUUGGUUGCCCCGACUGCUGCCUACACAGACCUGGAUCUCCUGGAGUACGCACCACUAGACGGCUCUCACACGCGCGAUGGCCACGUCGGUGCCACCUUGCACUCGCGUUGGCAGGGCGUGCCUCGCGUGCGGCGAGCCGAUGCUACUUAUGAUGCACACAGCCAAAACACUGACGAGACCCCUGAUGCCCAUUUGGCGCCGGCCCCACGUAUUGCAGUGGAUGCUUUGCUUCCGGGUGUGAUGCCAGAUGGCGUUUCUCACACCCACAACGCGCUGCUGCCCUACUUUGCCCUCUUUGUCAACCUUGAUCUCCUGCAGCUGGCUGAACAGGAGCGGAUUUGCCGAGUCAAUGCCACUGCCACAAACUGCACCGUUGCUAUCAACAACGCAAGCUCCGUGCUUGACGCCUCGCAGAUCUACGGCGUCAAUGCUGCUGAUCAUGCCCAAAUCCGCACUGGAACCGAUGGUACGAUUCGCACCUUGCACACGGGGGCACUUGAGCAUCUGACACGGUGCCAAGGGCUGGCCUGCGUGCUGGCCACCCACGUCCAAUCGAGCACCCGUGGUCUGGUGACCGCCUUCAAGCUGAUUUUCGAGCGCGAGCACAACCGCUGGUGCCGCACGCUGAAGCAUGCCUUCCCCAGCUGGGGGGAUCAGGAGCUCUUUGAUGAGGCACGCAAGCAUGUGAUUGCCGUGUUGCAGUCAGUCACCUACGGCGAGCUUCUACCAGCACUCCUGGGUGAAACCUGCCCCCGCAUGGAUGGCAACUCCUUGGAUACGGGCACCGAGUACAUGCCGGAGGACGAUAGCGCUCAGGUGGGACCCGAAUAUGUUGCGGCGGCAGAUCUGCUCAUGGCCACGGUGCCUCAGCGAGUAGAGCGCCGUGCUGUACGCGACAGGCGCGUGGCCCGCGACGCUGAGGUGCACGAUCUGUUGGAGAAUCUACUUGACAACACCACCAUAACCAUUGAGGAAGUGGCCACGCUCAUUCUUGGCGCCACCUACCAACCCGCCAACCUCUUUAUGGGUGAAGCCAGCAACAGUGCCAUUUCGCGCUUUGACAUUGUUGAGAGUGCCAUUGAACGGGCCCGUGCCCUGGGCGUAGUCCCGUACAACCAGCUGCGCCGCGCAUACGGCCUGGAUACGGCUGCCGACUUUGACGAAGUGACCACCGACGGCCGUAUUGCUUACCUGUUGCGCACCAGCUAUGGUGCCAACAUUGAAGAGUUGGACGCAUUUGUUGGAGCGGCUGCCGAGGAGCCCAUUCGCGGCAGCAUCUUUGGCGAAACACUCUCUCGCGUAAUUUGCGGAACCUUUGCCCGCCUGCGCAAAAACGAUCCUCUACACUACGAAAGCGGCGCCCACUUCAACGCGUCUGAGCUUGGCCGCCUGCAUCGCAUUAGCCUCGGCAACAUCCUGCGUGCCAACGUGCCCGAGCUCGCGAGCAUCAACCUCAAUCGGGUCUUUUACCUGCCAGAGCCACAGAACACGGAAGCCGUCAACGUCGACUGCGUUGUUUCGGAGUGGAUGACCACCGGUCCCUGCUCGCAUUACUGCGGCGGUGGUUCCCGCCCGCAGGUGCGCAAGGUGCUUCGUGCGCCGCGCGGUGCUGGUCUUCCCUGCCCCGAACUGCGCCGCGCUGUUGGCUGCAACUUGAAGCGCUGCACGGAUGAUGACUUGAGCAACAUUAGCGCCACGCGGUCCUGUGUUGUGGGAUUCUGGGCCAACUAUGGCCCAUGCCUCAACGGGUCUCAAGUUCAGGGUCGCCCAGUGCUGCGCCCUCCCACCACGGGUGUGGAUGACUGCCCCGACGUCGAGCGUCGCAUCUCGUGCACAGACAAUAUGCUGACUGCUGCCGAAUUGGAGGAGGCCGACGACGACGCCCAGCUUCUCGAGCCUACCGAGGAGCCUGACGAGGACGAGAACGAGGAGGACGAAGGAGAGACCGAGCCGGAGACGUGCGUCAUGUCCGACUGGUCGGAGCUCUCUCCCUGCAGCCGUUCGUGUGGGGGUGGUGUACAAAUGCAGCAACGGACCAUCAUCUCGCGCCCUUCGUACAAGACCAAAUGCCCGAGCUUGGUCAAGGUGAUGCAGUGCAAUCUGCAUCCCUGUGCUUCAACCCCGCCGACAGCGGGAGUUGGCACAACCACAUCCACCGAUGAUGCAGUUGUCCUUCAGGGUCGCCGUCAGCAGGCGUGCAGUGACUUGGCGCACGGCGCCACCUGCAGUUGGCUCACCGAAAACGAGAUGCAGCGGUGCUCGGUCUCGUGCUCCAAUGGCACGCUCAGUGCGGCUGCCUGCAUCACCGUGCAGAACGAAAACAAGGACCUCUCCGAGGCCGAGAAUGGGUCAGGGGAUAGCGGGUCGCAGGUGGGCGGUGAUGACGCACGGGGCAAGUACGGUACCAUCACCGCAAUGUUGGUCGGCGUGGCCCUGGUCAUUGGCCUUUUGGCUGCGGCAUAUACAUGGCAUCGCCACCGUAACUCGGCGCGUCAAGAGCUUUCGUCUUCGUUGGCCUCGUCCACCCUGACCAUGUUAUCAGAUCCCACCAUGUUGGAUCCCGUGGCACCCAUGACCGCGCCCACCAAUGCUGGCCUGUCGCCGCCGGGUCGCCUGAAACGUCGCACGUCAGACCUAUUGCCCGUUGGUGAGCACGAAAGCAUGGGUGAUUUUGACACAGAGCCCGAGGCAAGCACAGCGACGGCUGUGCGCGCCCCUGCUGGCCCGGGUCUGCAUGGUCGCCACGGCUAUGAACGGCGUGCCUCACUCAAGUACAUUGGUGGUUUGGAGAACCCUCAGUCUGAGGCUUGA
Messenger RNA from Monosiga brevicollis MX1, 2898 nucleotides. RefSeq lists its product as uncharacterized. Gene Ontology annotation, molecular function: heme binding; peroxidase activity. Gene Ontology annotation, biological process: response to oxidative stress. The transcript has 4 exons. NCBI's taxonomy places the organism in Eukaryota, Choanoflagellata, Craspedida, Salpingoecidae. The coding region runs from base 1 to 2898 and encodes 965 amino acids. The record is from RefSeq and is a predicted model, not a curated record.